AUGGAACGGCACCGACUCGAGCACACCUAUCAGGAGGCGUACGCAGAGCUGGAGGCGUUGCAGGAGGAGCCACGGGUCGAGGACCGUCUUGAUCGUCUCAAUGCGCUGCUGGCGCAUGUUAGCACUCAACCGCUGGGCGAGAAGCUCCUGCUCGAUUUGUGGCGUGAUGGUUUGGCCGCGUGUUGCGAGGCCUGCCUGACCACCGUCAGCCAUGGGCAGCCCAAUGCCCUCGAGGGCCAGGUCACCCUCGCCGCUUUCUUGAUUAACUUGCUUCCAGAUCUACCGUCCUCGGAUCGUGACAUUCGAGGUCUUUGCCUGGACACGGCCAACUUGCUUUCGGCCAACAGCUCUCGAACCACCGACGCUAGUCCGGCCAGUGAUUCAGACUCUGAUGCCGACCACGAGCCGCGCAAUCCGGCGCCCUCAAGCUCGGAAGAACAAGCCUUGGUGGCAGCCCUCACCUGCCACACGCUGUACUUUGUGCGUGGCCUAAUCAGCCACUACCAGGACGUGGCCAACGAUCCUCUACCCUUUGAGUCGUCCCAGGCCCUUGUCUACGAACUCAUGUUUCGCAUCGUCCAAUCCCUGCCCAGCCUCUCUUCCCAGGAGUCGAGCAUCAGCGCAGCAGACAUUGACGUGCUCCGCACACUGGCUGCCCUGGCUCUCCACGAUCAGCGAGUUCAGCUCGAGCUACGCAUUCAAGCUUGGUACCGCGGCUAUCGAUCACGGCGAACCUGGCGCCGGGCGACAGCUGGGGUGACGGCUCUGCAGCGUAUUUGGCGCGCACGCCGAACAUGCCAGCAACAUCGCUCCGCGCAACAAAAGCAAGCUUCAAUGGCAAUGCACGUCGAGGCUGCGAGCUAUCGAAAGCUGUGGGCCACCGAGCGCGAGCAGCGCGCUCAGCGAAUCCGGCGUGAAGCAGCCGGAGCUCAACGCUUCGCACAGGGUGCGCGAGAACAGCUCAAACGAGCCAUUGAGACUCUGCGCGUUUCAGAUGCAGCGCGGCCAGAGCUACAGAAUCAGUUGGAUGCAUGGCGGGAGCAGCACCUGGUUGAUGUGACUAGCUUAUCUGAUGCGGAGCUUCUGUUGCGCCUGCGGCAGCAACAAGACGCCUUUCGAGGCUUUCUCGUCAAUACCCGAGCAGCUGCCCGCGCAACGCACAAGCGACAUGCCUUGGUGCAACGGGUUAAGGUGCUGCGGCAAGCCCUGAAUCACGCGUCGGCCGGCUUGGAGGAAACCAAGCAGACCCCUUUGCGCGACCUGGUUCACCAGCCAUCGGCUCUGGCCGAGGCACGCCACCGUCACCUUGAACAGAUGCAGCGUAUCGUUGAUCCAUGGUGGGCUCGCUUGCGCAGUGACACCGCCCGCGACCAGGAUCGCCUGCAACGCAUCCUAGCCAACGUGCCAGGGCGCUCAAUGUCUCAGCCCGUGCCCCACUCGAUGAGUUGA
Messenger RNA from Monosiga brevicollis MX1, 1449 nucleotides. RefSeq lists its product as uncharacterized. The record is from RefSeq and is a predicted model, not a curated record. The coding region runs from base 1 to 1449 and encodes 482 amino acids. The transcript is spliced from 5 exons. NCBI's taxonomy places the organism in Eukaryota, Choanoflagellata, Craspedida, Salpingoecidae. Gene Ontology annotation, molecular function: protein binding.